This is a messenger RNA of Limulus polyphemus (Atlantic horseshoe crab), 2553 nucleotides long. RefSeq names its product T-box transcription factor TBX1-like. The coding region runs from base 311 to 1768 and encodes 485 amino acids. The record is from RefSeq and is a predicted model, not a curated record. Gene Ontology annotation, cellular component: nucleus. The transcript has 8 exons. Lineage: Eukaryota; Metazoa; Arthropoda; Merostomata; Xiphosura; Limulidae. Gene Ontology annotation, molecular function: RNA polymerase II cis-regulatory region sequence-specific DNA binding; DNA-binding transcription factor activity, RNA polymerase II-specific. Gene Ontology annotation, biological process: positive regulation of DNA-templated transcription; cell fate specification; regulation of transcription by RNA polymerase II.
GCUAUAUGACACAGUUGGAGAGAAGUGUUGACUAUCCUGCUAGAACCACACUUCCCGGAACUCUGUGGUCGUACGCACUCGAGUUAUGACGAGAAGUGAGCAGCUUGGCUGGCUCCUGUGCUGCGUGUAAUUAUCACUCCUACUGCAGUACGACAGACAGUGUGUGGUCAGGGCCGAUCUUCUGCUGUUUUCACAUUCUGCUGACCUGUCAGCGCACGUUCACCAUUUAGAUAGGUCCCGAUCCGAGAAGGCGGAGCUUCAAGGUACACUCGUGUGCUUCCUCCUCCUCCCUCUUGAUACAGUCUGCGCGAUGCACUUGGAUCUUAAAACAGUCGUCUCUGAUCUCUGGAUAAAUAUGUAUAACCCGUUAGCCUCAAGAACCUGUCCGUUCACCAUCAGUUCCUUGAUGACGGCAACCACACCGGACUCCUACCUCACAAUCACGAGCCACCAGCCGAGCUUCACUCCAACAGGAUCGUUACCAGGAGCUGUCCCCCGAACAUCAACCGGGGACUACUGCUACGAAUGGGCCACUUCGCCUCUGCAGCCUUCGCCGACCAGCCAUAACUCCACCUCUCCUGUCAAGGAUAUGGAAGCAUUUCUUCUAAAUGCGAGCACGGAGAGACCAAGCUUAGCGGAAACCUACCGGGCCACCACGGCCGACACAUUUGCCGUCCAGGAUUACAAAGAUUCAGGGAGUAGUUCCCAGUCUCCUAUUCAUCCUGACCCUUCGUACAGCCCGAACAAGCCCCUGCAUCCAAAAUUGGUGAACGUAAACUGUAACUUAGAAAUGAAGUCUCUUUGGGAAGAAUUUAAUCAGCUUGAAACAGAAAUGAUUGUCACUAAGGCUGGAAGACGAAUGUUCCCGUCCUUUCAAGUGCGUGUAUACGGUAUGGACGCUCUGACAGAAUAUAUGAUGAUGAUGGACUUCGUUCCAGUGGAUGACAAGCGGUACAGGUAUUCCUUCCAAAGCUCCACGUGGGUUGUAUCCGGUAAGGCAGAUCCAGUCAUGCCUCCACGAAUCCAUGUUCAUCCUGAUUCUCCUGCUAAAGGUAGCCAAUGGAUGAAACAGGUUGUUUCUUUUGACCGAUUAAAGCUGACCAAUAAUCAAAUGGACGAUAAUGGUCACAUCAUUCUUAAUUCCAUGCAUCGCUACCAGCCAAGGUUUCACGUUUUAUACCGUAACUCUAAAGAUGAGGAUCCCAGUCGAACUCAAAACUUCAAAACGUUUGUUUUUCCAGAAACCAAAUUUAUUGCAGUUACAGCUUACCAGAACCAUAGGAUAACACAACUUAAGAUAGCUAGCAAUCCAUUUGCGAAAGGUUUCAGAGAAGGAGAAAGCCAAAGUUGGUCUGCUUCUUCAGCCUUAUCCGAUAUCCUAGCCAGAAUUCCACCCAUCCAGAGACCUCCAAAUCCCCAAAGACCAAGCUCUCUGAAACUCUUAGGUCUUUCUCAAGCUUCACCAGUGGCGAAAGCUGAAAAAGAAGACCAAAACGACGAAUUGUCCGGUGGAAGUCUUUUAUCUCGGGUUAUCGGAUCCAGCAUACAGCUUACUGGAGGACUUCAUGUACCUUCACAACUACCCCGUGGGGACCAAGGGGGAUGUCCUGUUGGGCAGCCAUAUGCAGAUGAUGUUUGUAACUAUGGUCCUGUCUAUGACAAUUACAUGUAUCAAAUGAAGAAUAACAAUUCUCCAUACUCCAGGCCUGCGGUUCAUUAUCCUGGUUACCAAAGUACUCAAAGAUAUAAUGGUCUGUACCCUUCGUGACCAGUGUAAGAUAUAAGAUUAGUACAGCUUUAGUGAAACUGUUGUGUUUAAUUUGUAUAUAAAAGAAGACUGGUAGUUACAAGCAUUCCGGAAAAAUAACGUGAAAGGCAAAUUCAUACACAGUUGGUAUUGUAACCGAAGACAAAGCUUAAUAUUUUUUUUCCUUUCUAUAAAUGUUUGUUUGACCACAACCAAAUGUUAAGUCUUCUCUAGAAAAAAGAAGAGAACGUAUAUAUUUAUCUUUAAAAGGUGUUGUAAGGAUUAAUAAUAUAUUUGUUCUAACGAAAAUUACAGUUAAAGGUAUCAUUUAGAGCAUAAUAAAAUCUCUAUGAAAACUGAGAUGACAAAAUACUGAAAGAAAGUGAGAAACAUGAAGAUCAUAGUAAACUCUGUCAUUUAAUCAGCCACCAUUACGAUAUAUACUAUAUAAUAACGAUAUCAUCCCGGUGGAUUAUUGUAUCAUAUAUUGUGAUGUUUAAACUUAUAUUUAUCACGACGUAAACGGAAUGUUUCUCAGUGUAAACAAUUCAGAUUACAAAUUAUAGGACAAUAAAAUACAAGGAUGUUCAUACAAUCAAAAAAAUCUAGUUUUUUUUUUAAGUUUGUAUAUUAAUACUCUCACGUGUAAUAAUUCUGUUUUAUUCAUGUUUAUUUAAGAGUGUUUUAGAAACCGUUUAUGAUUACAAGAAUUAUACCAGUAUAUCCACGAACUGUGCAGCUCCUUCGAAUUGAUUGGAGAAUCAACUAUUCGACUUGUUCGCAAUAAAAAAUUGUUUUAACCAAAA